Oreochromis niloticus (Nile tilapia) is the source of this 2518-nucleotide messenger RNA. RefSeq names its product MAP kinase kinase kinase wis4. Bases 471 to 2306 code for a protein of 611 amino acids. Gene Ontology annotation, biological process: protein phosphorylation. Gene Ontology annotation, molecular function: protein kinase activity; ATP binding. NCBI's taxonomy places the organism in Eukaryota, Metazoa, Chordata, Actinopteri, Cichliformes, Cichlidae. The record is from RefSeq and is a predicted model, not a curated record. The transcript has 13 exons.
GACUCACAUGGAAAAUUGUCAGGUAUCAGACUCACAUGGAAAAUUGUCAGGUCUCAGACUCACAUGGUAAAUUGUCAGGUAUCAGACUCACAUGGUAAAUUGUCAGGUCUCAGAAAAUCUUCCUGCAGGUGGCGCUGUUGUCAUGUCCCAUCCAAAUUGAUUUCCAAAUACGUCAUCAACGUGUGACAGUGGGAGAGCGCAAGGUCAUUGACCUCACCGGAGUUUUACCGCGGUCCAGGCUCCUAACGACACAAGGUAAGUUUAACUUUUUCUCCCUUUUGUUCAUAUUUUUGACACAGUUGUGUGAUAUUAAGUUGCGGUAAUGUUGUGAAAGUUACCUAUCAAAGAAGGAAAUCUAGUUUUGUACGAAACCAAAUCAGCACUAUUCUUGUCUGGCCAAUUCGUUCUAGCUAGCGACAGUGGUGGUGAAACGUGAUUUAAAUUUAAACUGUUUAGUAAUUGUUUUGUAUAUGUUUCAGCAAAUGGACAAGCUGAAAGCUUACGAGCAGCUGAAAAAAGACCUUGAAAAUGGCGAGAUUACCCAAAAAGGCUUUGAUAACAACGUAAAAAAGCUCCUGGUAGCAGAAAAAUCAGAUGACACUCCUUCAACAAGUGGCAAUGAAUUUCUCAGUGCAGCAGAGGCCUUUGGUAAAGCCAAGAAACUACUACAGCCUCAAGUAAAGAAAAGGCAAUUUCCAUUGAAUGAUAAACGUUUGGACCAUGGCAAAUCAUUAUUGAAGGUCAGAAUGGCUCCCAUGGAGUGGAAACCAAGAACUCCGAGAAGGUGUGGACGGUACCAGAAGUUAAUAAUGGACGAAGCUCCACCUCGAAUCAUCCUGCAAGGCCAUGAAACCUAUGAUGAUUUAAUUACCAUAGCCAAAGAACGCUUCUGGCCAGAGCGUACUGAGGGGAGUGAGUUCACUCUUUGUCAUUCUGACGGGACCAGGUGGAGUAAGGAGGAUUUCCACAAAGAAUACAGAACUGUUUCUGAUAUUACACAUCUGUGGAAAAGAACACUAUACAUCGGGCGAAGACAACUGGAGGUCGUGUGUUUGGAUGAUCAAAGUUCCAUCUCAGAUGAAGACCCUGUAACUAAAGUGGGUGGUGAUGAAAGUUGCAGUUUAGAUGAACUUCCUGAAACCCUCAUAGGACAAAAUGUUGCAGAACAGGAUUUCCAUCCAGAAACAUCCAGCUCAGGUGAAUUUGAAACAGGGAGAGUCAGAAAGAAAAGCCAGUCCAAGCAAAGGAAGGAGGAAAAUGUAGGGUCAUCUCUAGGUCCAGGUGGAGCAGUGAGCCAAGACAUGUUACCACAUGCAGUUAUUGAGGCAAAAGAAGCUAUGGAGGGAGCUGAAGAGCUAUCUGAAGGUGCUGGAAAUAGUGAGCUUUUGAUAGAUUUUGCAGAGUCCUUCAACACAACUCCAAAGUCGCCAUCAUUGUAUCUUCCACGUGUUCCAUAUGUGGAAGAGGCUUUAAUUACAUACAGCGAGGACAAUCUACUGGGAGAAGGGACAUUUGGCAAGGUAUAUAGAGGUUCUUUUCAUGGUACUCCAGCAGCUGUUAAAAGGAUCGUGUGUGGCCAACAAGGGAUGGAGGACAGCGACAUUCAUCAUGAGAUAAAUGUUUCACUGAGACUGUCUCACCCCAACAUCGUCAGACUAAUGGCAGUUGCCCGCACUGAGUCCUGCUUUUUGUUGGCAGCUGAAUACAUUCAUGGCGCAACCCUGCAGCAAGUGCUUCACACAGACAGCUGCUUGGUGAAGCUUGAAGGGGAUGAUGCCGGUUUCAUAUCACUGGACUUAUCCAUGGCAGUAGAGUACAUCCAUGCACAGAGAAUCAUUCACCAGGAUAUAAAGCCAGCAAAUGUCAUGGUUCACCACCCUUCUAAGAAGGCAGUCCUGACAGACUGGGGCAUGGCAAACAUAAGAGACACUGUGAUGCUUCGUCAAGGGAGUAAGUUCACUGCCCAGGUUAUUGGUCCAGCUGGUGGCACAUAUCUUUACAUGGCUCCUGAAUGCAUACUGAUGUUUGAAGAGGCCUCGUUCCAGACAGACAUGUGGUCCCUCGGAGCCACAUAUCUGGAGAUCCUGACGGGGUCCGCUCCGUGGACUGUUAAAAAACAAAGAGAACUGGCUGCACUAAUGGCCACCAAAACCCCACCACAUGCCCUAUCACAUCUCAGUGACAAACACAGUUUUCUUGGUGGUUUGGUGAGCUAUGACCCAGACUCAAGGCCUUCCGCAUCUGAUGUUGUUAAGUUUCUCAAGUCAGGCCUUGAUCUUACAAGCCGAUAUGGCUACAAGUGGUAAUGUUGCUACAGUCUGCAGUUCAAAAGUCUUUCAAUGUUAAUUAUGUUAUACAUUAGGGUUAACAAAAGUUGUGUUAAAUGAAACACUGAAUCAUUAUGAAAGAUGGCACCUUGUCAAUUGUUUUUCAACAUUUUAUUGUACAUUUUGUUGGUCAGACAGUUUUCAAAUUACCUGUUGAUUGUAAACAAGGAUAAAUAAAUGUUAACAAACAA